UAUGCCUCUCCCUCCCUUCCUCCAUUUAACCAACCUCACCUUCCUCUCUCCUUCUGCACAUCAACUUCUUUCUCUCUCUCAUUCUCCUUCUCCAACUCUUAAUACCCACCACAUUCUUAUUGCCCAAUCGCUGCAAUCAUGAAAAUCUCCGGCAAACUCAACCCCAAACAUCUCUUCCGAUCAAAUAAAAGCCGUUCGGUUUCCAGAUCUGAUCCAUCCUCUUUCGGUUCCUACGCCACGACGUCCUCUACUUCGCCGGAGCCCAGCCAUGGCCACCACAAGUCCAUGUCAAGCGGUGUUGCUACUCCAACCAGCGUCCUCCCUAGGCACUCGAACUCGCACUCGCACUCGCACGAAAUAUCUUCCGAUGAAUGGUCGGAGAAUUCUACCGACGUACAGUUUGAGUUGGUGCAAGCGUUCAGGUUUAUUGACAGCGACGGUGACGGAAGGAUAACGAGGGAGGAGCUCGAGGCUGUUUUGAACCGAAUCGGAGGAUCCGAACCUCCGAUCCGGGAGGAGCUAAGUCUGAUGUUGAGUGAACUCGAUAGAGACGGCGACGGGAUUAUUACUCUGGAGGAGUUCGGAGCCAUAAGCUCCGCUUUUGGUCCGCCAGCUUGCGAUACUGAGCUAAGAGACGCUUUUGAUUUUUUCGACACCGAUCGCGACGGGAAGAUAACGGCGGACGAAUUAUUUGCGGUGUUCAAAUCGAUUGGGGACGGGCGGUGCACGUUAGAAGAAUGCAGGAGUAUGAUAAGUAGCGUGGAUAAGAACGGAGACGGGUUCGUGUGCUUCGAGGACUUUACGCGUAUGAUGGAACAGCAAAGAUGAAGAAGACAUGAUUUGCUUUUCCAGGUUUUUUGGGGUUAGAUGAUGAUGAUGACGAAGAUGAUGGAAUUAAGCUGUUAAUAGAUGAUUAUGAGUGUGUUGAAGGGUUUUUAGUUAGAAUCAAUGUUGUAUUGUUGUUGUUAUAAUAUAACUUAUAAUAUUGCGCAGAA
Molecule: messenger RNA, 995 nt
Organism: Lactuca sativa (garden lettuce)
Lineage: Eukaryota; Viridiplantae; Streptophyta; Magnoliopsida; Asterales; Asteraceae
Product: putative calcium-binding protein CML35
Molecular function (GO): calcium ion binding
Source: RefSeq, a predicted model, not a curated record